Molecule: messenger RNA, 1866 nt
Organism: Nerophis lumbriciformis (worm pipefish)
Lineage: Eukaryota; Metazoa; Chordata; Actinopteri; Syngnathiformes; Syngnathidae
Gene: dennd6b
Product: DENN/MADD domain containing 6B
Cellular component (GO): recycling endosome
Molecular function (GO): guanyl-nucleotide exchange factor activity
Source: RefSeq, a predicted model, not a curated record
UAUCACCAGCACUAUUGCGUCGGCAAUGGAGGAGGAGGUCUGAACUCGGUCGUCAUGAACACGUUUGACGGCUGCGGUUCGUCGCGGGAGGACCGGGCGGAGACUCGUCGUCCUUGGGCCCGCUUCUCUUCGUGGCUCGAAUGCGUGUGUGUGGUGACCUUUGACCUGGAGCUCGGACAAGCCAUCGAGCUGGUAUAUCCUCGGCAUGUGAAGCUGACUGAGAAGGAGAAAACUAGCCUUUGCUACCUUGCCUUUCCGGACUCCUACUCAGGAUGUAUUGGGGACACGCAGUUCAGCUUCCGAAUGCGGCAGUCGGUCGGUCGCAGACAUUCCAGGCUCAGAGACGUCAUCUACAACAGAGAUGCUCCCGCCACGCUUCAGAGCGAAACGUCCCAUUUUUACGGCUACGUGUAUUUCAGACAAGUCAAAGAUGCGUCCGUGAAACGAGGAUACUUCCAGAAGUCGCUGGUUCUCGUGUCCAGGCUGCCGUUCGUUCAGCUUUUUUACUCCAUGCUUCACAUCAUCGCACCCGAGUUCUUCGACAAGUCCGAGCCGUGGCUGGAAACAGUGUGUAAUGAGAUCGACCAAUGGCCUUUCCUCGCUGCUGGGCUCACCUUUAACCUCCCCCUAGUGGGUGUGGUCUUACAGGUCACAAUUCCGUCUCAGAAUGACAAACCAGGAAGUCCAGUGAAAGCGGCGGCAAAGGAGAAUGUCGUACCCACACCGACUCUGCUGCCUUCUGUACACGAGCUGGACCUCUUCAAGUGUUUCCAGUCAGUCCUGAUCCAUCUGCAGAUGCUCUGGGAGCUCACACUACUCGGCGAGCCCGUGGUUGUCAUGGCACCAUCUCCCACGGUUUCCUCAGAAACAGUCUUAGCACUCAUCAGCUCCAUUAGUCCUCUCAAGUUCUGCUGUGAUUUCCGUCCGUAUUUCACCAUCCAUGAUUGCGAGUUUCGAGAAUUUACGACCAGGACGCAAGCACCGCCCAGCGUGAUCCUGGGCGUGACCAACCCGUUCUUCAUCAAGACCUUCCACAGCUGGCCUCACGUCCUGCGACUAGGAGAGACCAAGAUGUCGGAGCAAGCAAGCGUCCCCAAGCAACUGAAAUUAAAGAAAGUCUCCAAACUGAAGACGCUGGACACCAAGCCAGGAAUCUUCACAGCCUACAAAAGCUUCCUGCUCAAAGACAAGAUCCUCAUUAAACGGCUGUUGAAGGGCAUCCAGAGGCGGCGGCCAUCCGAGGUGCAGAGCGCCAUCUUGAGGAGACACUUUUUAGAGCUAACACAGAGCUUCAUCAUCCCACUGGAGCGCUACAUGGCCAGUCUGAUGCCGCUGCAGAGGUCGGUGACACCCUGGAAGACGCCCCCGCAGGUUCGUCCUUUCAGUCAGGAUGACUUCAUGUCUAUGCUGGAGCACAGCGGCCCUCAGCUGACCUCAGCACUUCGAGGUGAUUGGACUGGACUGUACAGGAAGUUCUUCAAAUCUCCAAACUUUGACGGAUGGUACCGCCACCGCCACAAAGAGAUGACACGCAAACUGGAGAGUCUCCACCUGGAGGUCAUCUGUGCGGCUGACCCGCUGGGAUGGACUCGAGACAAGUCAGAAGUGGAGAUUGUCGACCUGGUUUUGAAGCUCCGAGAGAAACUGAUUAAAGCCCGAAGUCAGCAGCUGCAGGUAAAAGACGACAUUUUGAACAAAUUGGACUUGUUGAUCACGUCCAUCAUGAGCUCCCUGCCUAAAGAGCUGCAAGAUGUCCUCAAAGCACAGUAACACACUCAGCAAGACCAUGUAAGUUGUGUGGGCGUCAUGUGACACACUGAUUGGAACGUGUAAGUUCAAUAAACGUUUACAUUAUUUUGUUUGCAA